This is a messenger RNA of Jaculus jaculus (lesser Egyptian jerboa), 2828 nucleotides long. RefSeq names its product proteolipid protein 1 (gene Plp1). Gene Ontology annotation, molecular function: structural constituent of myelin sheath. NCBI's taxonomy places the organism in Eukaryota, Metazoa, Chordata, Mammalia, Rodentia, Dipodidae. The transcript is spliced from 7 exons. Gene Ontology annotation, biological process: central nervous system myelination; axon development. The record is from RefSeq and is a predicted model, not a curated record. Bases 135 to 968 code for a protein of 277 amino acids. Gene Ontology annotation, cellular component: plasma membrane; myelin sheath.
ACAAAGAUACUCAGACAGAAAAAGUAAAGGACAGGAGAAGGCGACUGGAGAGACUAGGAUCCUUCCAGCUGAACAAAGUCAGCCGCAAAGCAGACUAGCCAGCCGGCUACAACUGGAAUCAGAGUCCCAAAGACAUGGGCUUGUUAGAGUGUUGUGCAAGAUGUCUGGUAGGGGCCCCCUUUGCCUCCCUGGUGGCCACUGGAUUGUGUUUCUUUGGCGUGGCACUGUUCUGUGGCUGUGGACAUGAAGCACUCACAGGCACAGAAAAACUUAUUGAGACCUAUUUCUCCAAAAACUACCAGGACUAUGAGUAUCUCAUCAAUGUGAUCCAUGCCUUCCAGUAUGUCAUCUAUGGAACGGCCUCUUUCUUCUUCCUUUAUGGGGCCCUCCUGCUGGCUGAGGGCUUCUACACCACCGGUGCAGUCAGGCAGAUCUUUGGCGACUACAAGACCACCAUCUGCGGCAAGGGCCUGAGCGCAACGGUAACAGGGGGCCAGAAGGGGAGGGGUUCCAGAGGCCAACAUCAAGCUCAUUCUUUGGAGCGGGUGUGUCAUUGUUUGGGAAAAUGGCUAGGACAUCCCGACAAGUUUGUGGGCAUCACCUAUGCCCUGACUGUUGUGUGGCUCCUGGUGUUUGCCUGCUCGGCUGUGCCUGUGUACAUUUACUUCAAUACUUGGACCACCUGCCAGUCUAUUGCCUCCCCCAGCAAGACCUCUGCCAGUAUAGGCACUCUCUGUGCUGAUGCCAGAAUGUAUGGUGUUCUCCCAUGGAAUGCUUUCCCUGGCAAGGUUUGUGGCUCUAACCUUCUGUCCAUCUGUAAAACAGCUGAGUUCCAAAUGACCUUCCACCUGUUUAUUGCUGCAUUUGUGGGGGCUGCAGCUACACUGGUUUCCCUGCUCACCUUCAUGAUUGCUGCCACUUACAAUUUUGCCGUCCUUAAACUCAUGGGCCGAGGCACCAAGUUCUGAUCUCCCACAGAAUUCCCCUUUCUCUAAUAGCAAGGCUCUAACCACACAGCCUUAUGUGCUGCGUCUCCCAUCUUAACUCUGCAUUUGCCACUGACUGGCCCUCUUUACUUGAUGAGUAUAACAAGAAAGGAGAGUCUCGCAGUGAUUAAUGUCUCUCUGUGGACUCUCCCUCUUAUGUACCUCUUUUAGUCAUUUUGCUUCACAGCUGGUUCCUGCUAGAAAUGGGAAAUGCCUGAGAAGGUGAUUCCCCAGCUGCAAGUCAUAGAAGAAUGGAGGCUCUAAUUCAAUUUGUAAGCAUCUCCUAAGGAUCAGGAAGUGCUUUCUUCUCAAAAGGCAUUGAUGGCAACAAAAUGGAAAGAAAGAUUCUCAGGUAGAAAGAAGGAAUGUCUUUGGUCCUCUUGCCAUCAAUAGGAGCCAAAUAUAUUCUCUUUGGUGUAUGAAACAGAGAACUCACUCCUGUCUCUUUUUUAUCACUGAAGAUAGAAGAAAAAGAGUACCCAAAUAUGCCUGGCAGCUGGGGGAAGGGGUUAAUGCAAGGAUCUUUCACCCUUAGAAAGAGAGCAUUGACCCCGAUGGCAGUGGACUGUUUAAGCCCUAACUCAGCCCACCUUACUUACAGCAUAAGGGAGCAUAGUGUCUAAAUAGAAAAGGGAGCAUCUAGACUUACACCUCAUUAGGAGAGAAAUAGGGUGUUGUCAGAAUCGUCUCACUCCCUUCUCCACGAUAACAGCUACCAUGACAACCUUGUGGUUUCCAAGGAGCUGAGAAUAGACAGAAACUAGCUUACAUAAAAUAAGACUGUGCCCUAAGGAGCGGUAAUUGCAAGUGGCUAAAGGUGUAACUCAAGAUGGCCCUUGGGUAGAUGCAAGACAGUUAACUCUUUGGAUAGCAUGUCUUUUUUCUGUUACUUAGUUGUGUACUCUGGCCUCUGUUGUAUCUUCAAAAUGGUGCUCUUUUCCUGGGAUUUUAUCCAUUCAGUCAUAGUAAGUGAUUUGAAAAUCUUGAUUUGGUUCAGAAUGAUGCCCAUUUCAUAUUUCCCAAUUUGCUUAUCACUUGUUUGGAGUUGUAUCAAAAAAGUGUGGAGAAGGUUUCUUGGUUAUAAUUCUUUCAAGAAGAAAAAUUAGAUAGUAAGUAUCAUAAAGAAUGUUUGAAAUUGGCUAGUUACAUAAAUCUAUUUGGAUUUUCUACAAGCAUUCUGCCAUUUGCAGAAACAGAUUUGCUGAAUUUGAACCUUAGUUUGAAUAACCCAUCUGAUCAUUUUUGCUAGCUAAUGAGGGAUAGUUUUACUUAGUGAUGUUAUAUUGACAUUCUAAGGGUCAGGCUUAACAUAGAGGUUAUUUACUCCUGGUAUAUAUAGCUCACAUAAGAGAAUGCACCAGCUGUCAGCUAUUUGGUUGGUAAUAGUCCAUGGAAAAGGACAGACAGAAUUUGAAACCUGAAGAACUUCAGAUUUCACCCUUAUCCUGUAUUUUUUAAGUUUGGAUUGAAAAAUCUCAUCAGUAUUUAUUGAAGAAAAGGUGUUAGAUCUUGUGUUGUAUUAUUGUUUUGGCAUUUUCCCCCAAACUAUUUUCAGUAAAACUUAAGGAGAUAUAAGAUCUUUACAAACUACUAAAAAACAAAACAUUUGAUACCGGUAUCUAAACUAGGUUGCACAGAAUGAAGAAAAGGGAAAAGGUUCUGUAAGAAACCAAUCAAGAUAAAGGAAAGUGAAGUAAUCUAUCUUGUGUUUUGUUUUGAUUGAAUAACAUAACAAAUAACAAACCCUUCCUUGAAAACCUUACACAUACAUACACACAAGUACACACACAGAGUUAAUCAACUGAAAGUGUUUUCUUCAUUUCUGAUAUAGAUUUUUGAAUU